Cimex lectularius (bed bug) is the source of this 1507-nucleotide messenger RNA. It is a transcript of the gene mtTFB1, whose product is annotated as mitochondrial dimethyladenosine transferase 1. The transcript has 9 exons. Gene Ontology annotation, cellular component: mitochondrial matrix. Gene Ontology annotation, molecular function: rRNA (adenine-N6,N6-)-dimethyltransferase activity; mitochondrial transcription factor activity. Gene Ontology annotation, biological process: rRNA methylation; transcription initiation at mitochondrial promoter. The record is from RefSeq and is a predicted model, not a curated record. The coding region runs from base 446 to 1468 and encodes 340 amino acids. NCBI's taxonomy places the organism in Eukaryota, Metazoa, Arthropoda, Insecta, Hemiptera, Cimicidae.
ACCUCAUUCACAGGUUUAUUUGAAAGAUAAAAAGGUACGGCAUUUCUCAUCGUACUUAAUCCUUUUAAAACAUAAAAAUAAUAAUACUUAAAAUAGUGUUUGUUAUAAGUAUGUCAUUCAUUCUUGUCUAAUUGCUUUCUCGGUCUACACUAUUUUUAAAGCUUACCAUGGCCGAUCGCAUGCCAAAAUUGGACAAUUUGAAAGACAAGACAGCCAUCACCCCGAGCAUUGCUGAUUAUAUGAAACUGAUCGAAAAGCAAAAUUUGGAAAGGGUAGCGAAACUUCAGAGGAUCCGUAGAAACAACUUAAUAACUGGAUUUUCUCUUGGCGCCUGUGUAAUAGGAAUAUUCACCUAUUCGAUACUUUCUGUUAGACAAGAAACUUUCUUAGACGAUUUUGACAAACCUGCAAUCAAAGAAGUUGAUACAAAAUUAUAAAAAAAAAAAUGUCUCUCCCCAACUUAGCAUUACCUCCGUUGCCAACAAUUAGAGACUUACUAAGAUUGUAUAAACUUAGGGCAAUGCGACAACUAUCUCAAAAUUUUAUAAUGGACGAAAGAAUCACAGAUAAAAUUGUAAAAGCCGCUGGGAAAAUUAAAGGAGGGCACAUUUGUGAGGUUGGACCUGGCCCUGGCAACAUCACCAGAUCUAUAAUAAAGCGUUCACCCAAUAGUUUGUAUCUUGUCGAAAAAGACAUAAGAUUUAGCCCUUUUCUCGAGAUGCUUAAAGAUUGUGCGCCUUGUGAAAUAAAUAUCAUCAACGAAAAUGUACUUUCAUUAAAUUAUCAAGAAUUCUUUCCCAAAAACGAGGCGAAAGGUUGGUCUGAUGAGACGCCAAAUAUUCAUCUAAUUGGAAACUUACCUUUUAACAUUGCUACACCACUUAUAAUUAAAUGGCUAAAAGCCAUCUCAGAACGGAGUAGUGCCUGGGCAUUUGGCAGGGUUCAAAUGACACUUACAUUUCAAAAAGAGGUCGCAGAAAGAAUUGUCGCACCUAUCCUAUCUUCACAAAGGUGUAGGCUUUCUUUGAUGGCACAAAACUGGUGUCAUGUCGAUCACAAAUUUACUAUACCAGGAAAAGCAUUUGUGCCUAAACCAAAAGUAGAUGUAGGAGUGGUUCACUUUAUUCCCCUGAAGACACCUUUGGUAGACGAACCGUUUCAUUUUGUUGAAAAUGUUUGCCGUUCAUUGUUCAGCUUCAGGCAGAAGUACUGUUGUAAAAGCCUUGGGACUCUAUUUCAUCAAUCAAAAAGAGAGAAAUUGACAAUGGAGCUAUUGGAGCGAGCCUCUAUUCCAAAAGAAACUAGGGCCUUCCAAAUCACUCACCAAGAGCUUGACAGAAUCUGUCAGGCAUACAAAGAAAUGUUACUGCAGGACCCUAGCCUUGAAACUUACAAUUACAGAAGAAACUCAAUUUCUUCAAUGGAAAUCGAUGAAAACAAAGAAUUAGAUGAGUUAGUCAGCUAUUAGUGUUUACUAUAUUAAAUAAAUAAGUUAUGUUUAUAUGCA